This is a messenger RNA of Papilio xuthus (Asian swallowtail), 2713 nucleotides long. Its product is annotated as transcriptional repressor p66-beta simjang. Gene Ontology annotation, cellular component: NuRD complex. Bases 153 to 2210 code for a protein of 685 amino acids. The transcript is spliced from 20 exons. The record is from RefSeq and is a predicted model, not a curated record. Lineage: Eukaryota; Metazoa; Arthropoda; Insecta; Lepidoptera; Papilionidae. Gene Ontology annotation, biological process: negative regulation of transcription by RNA polymerase II.
AUCUUGAUGUGUAUGUGUGUUUCGUGAGCUUCAUUUUAUAUUAUUUUAUUAGAUUAGAAUAUAAUUAUUUAAUUAUUGCAUAGAUGAUAUUUUCAGGUAAAUAAGAGAAAGAUGUGAGUUUGAUCCCGUAAUUGUAUGUACAUUGGGCCACAAUGGACGUUGACGAUUCCGCGGUGGAUCUUAGCGUCAGAUCCUUGCCUCCGGAGUUGAGUGAACUGCGAGCUCUGACUGCAAGCGGACUUACUAUAACUCCAGCUCAGCCACCACCACAUGGUGCGAGUGGCAAGCGGGUGCUCCGCCCCCGUUCUGAGCAGCGUAGCUAUGCGGAGAGCCCUGACAUCGUGCUGUUGCCCGCUGCGCCUCCGCACCGCAAACCUAAUCUGCCUGCGCCCGCCCCGUUCACAGAUGUUAGCAGCAAGUUGAACUCGAGUGUGAACGUGUCAAUAACGCCGAGCGUACCCGUCGCCGCACCGGAGUCGCCGCGUGAGCCACGAGAUGAUGAGGACUCGGAGGAUGAUGAGAAUGAUCCUCCGCUGCCCAUUGCUGGACAUACAGAACUAUCAAGUGCAGAGAUAUGGGAGCGAGAGAGACGUCUGCGAGCUCUCAGAGAGAAGCUACGCUCGGAGGAGACACGGCUCGUGCUGUUGAGGAAACUGCGCCAGUCGCAGCAGAGCACUGGGAUACCGCCCGUUAAGGACACGACAACUGGCACCGCGCUCGCAGGCAGCGGGUGCGUGGUGCCGCCCGGCGUCACUGUAACCCCCGCCCCGCCCCCAGCACAUCAACAGAACAAGCGAUCGAGCACAAGCGCAGCGGCGGGCAACAACCUAUCUUCAAGCACUCGUCGUCCUUCCAGUCUGCCAGGCGGAGCUACACUCACACCGGGAAUAUAUCGCACCCAGAAUGCAUCGAGUGGUGGCGCUAGUAUCACCCCAUCAGUCACUAUAACACCCGCGCCGCCGCCAGCCACACAACAUGCACAACCAAAGGCUAGUUCGCGCAGUUCCGAUGACACGCAGACCCCGGCACAGCGCCAGGCCGCAGCUAAACUUGCGCUCCGCAAACAACUCGAGAAGACAUUACUACAGAUCCCGCCGCCUAAGCCUCCGCCGCCGGAGAUGAACUUCAUCCCGUCGCCUAGCAACACUGACUUUGUGUACCUCGUCGGCCUCGAGCACGUCGUCGACUAUCUUACCAACGAGGAACGUAUGCCACGUUCAAGUGUGCCAGCAGUAUGCGCGCAGUGCGGUUGUGACUUCACUGCAGUAUGGCGCUGGGAGCGCGCGCCCGCACCCGCAGCGCGCAGACAGGAUCCUACCUUCAGCUGCGCACCUGCAGCACGCAGACUGUGCGAGCUCUGCGUCUCUGGCAAUGUUAAACGUGCUCUCAAGGCGGAGCACACGGCGCGCCUGAAGACUGCGUUCGUGCGCGCGCUGCAGCAGGAACAGGAGAUCGAGCGACGCCUCGCCGCACCCGCCGCUUCCCCGCCGCCCGCGCCUCCACCCGCGCACGCCCCCGCACCUGCGCAUGCGCACGCGCACAACACGCACGCAGCGCACUCCUCACACUCGUCGCACUCCUCGCACCGCACCCCACAGAUGUCAGUGUCGCGGUCUUCGUCACGCACGCCGGCGCCAGCUGCGUCCGCUGCGCCCGCGCAGCAGUCCACCGCCAAACAGCCGCAGCCCUCCAACAGCAGCCGGUCGGCAAGCUCUUCGGAAACGAUGCCACGCCAUCACUCUGAGCGCACGCGUGAACAAGACGUGCCCGCCAAGAAAGGUAAAGGAUCAUCUUCGAGCACAGCCAGCCAGGGAAGCAGUUCUAGUAAACAGCAUCAGCAGCUUGCGGCGGCGGCGGCUGCGCAGAUGGCGUUCGAGCAACACAGCGCUGCAGCUAUGCAGGCGCUGCAACAUCAGCUGCUAAGAGGUCUGAGCGGCGCGGCGGGCGGCGGCGGCAUGUCAGCGGCGGCGGCGGCGGCCAUGAUGCAGUUCUCCCCGCUGCUGUACACGUACCAGCUGGCCAUGGCGCAGGCCUCCGCGCUAGGUAAGCGCACGGGUAAGGGCGGCGGUGCGGGGGGAGUGGGCGGUGUGGGCGGGGCGGGGGGCGCGGCGGCGGUGGCGGAGAUGCAGCGCGUGGCGGAGGCGCAGCGCCAGUACCUGCUCGACAUGAUACCUGGACAACAUGGACGUAACCCCUGGACUAAGAAUUAAAACGCACCGAUGAGAGAAAACGAAGGAAGGAACUUAGUAAUUAUGUUAAGGUAUUAUGAGUUUAAAGUAAUAAGCUAGAUAGAUAAACUUAGUUAAUAAAAGUUUGAAACUUUAUACAUUAUGUUCUAACAAUUAUAUUCAUAGGAAAAUACGUAAACAAGAAUUAAAUUAAAAAAAAAUUGAUGUGGGUCAGCCAUAUUGAUUUUUAUCAUAUACAGUGAUUGUGUUACAUUUAUUAUAGUAGUAUAUUUCCACUGAUUACGAAUCCAUCGAAAAUAUUGCUAUUUCAGUUUUUUGAAGGGGGAAACCAAGGAUGACGAUAUUUUUUUAUAUUGAAUUUCUGUCUGUUUUUUGCUAUAAUGUAAUAGAAAUUGCUAGAACAUUUUGUAUGUUUAAUAAUAAUUCGUCAUAAAUAUUGCACAACAAUAAAAUACGUAAAAAAUGUUUAGAUUAAGAGGUAAUUAAUAUGUCGGAAUGAAAUCGUGUGACAGUUUUAAAUAUGA